Messenger RNA from Prorocentrum cordatum, 1415 nucleotides. The record is from the annotation of a GenBank genome assembly. NCBI's taxonomy places the organism in Eukaryota, Dinophyceae, Prorocentrales, Prorocentraceae.
GGAAGACAGGGGAAACCCAUGCCAAGAAGCAUUUUGCUUGCCUCCAGGGUGCCCUGGGUUUCUUGGGUUCGGUCGUUUUGCGAUGGAAAGCGUGACGUUCCCACAGCAGAAAUCGAUGGACGUCCUGGGGUCUCAGGGUUGGGUUUCUUGUGGAAGAUUACUUUUGGUCGAGCUCUUACUGUAUAUGAUCGGUGUUCGCCUGGUACUGGCCGCAGCAUGCCAGACUGCAUGCUGAUGUCGAUCGGAGCACAUGCUGCCGUGAUCUUGCAUGCCCGCGAGCUAUCCGAGCGGAUCGUCAGGUCUGUGUGUCGAUAUUUUGCAACAAGUUUUCAGCAUGAGGAUAAAGCUCGCAAGUCUACGUGUCACCGUAAGCACAGCACCAUCAGUCGCCACUUGCUCUUGAUCUGAGAAGGUGGGGGAGACGGUGUCCGGUAGGGCGUGAGUCAUGCAACUUUGCAUAUCAGGUCAGAUCGGGCAUUCCGUCAUCGACCAUCAUCGAUCACGCCAGCCCAUUCGCCCCGCAGAUUUGGGGGAGUUUCGGAGGCUUAACGUACAGCACUUCUGGCACGGCGUAUGGCCCACUUUGUAAUGAUGGUGAUGAUCGUCGUAGUCGCCCUCCUCAUCCCCCACCUCUCGAUUCUGAAGGACCUUCGAGGGCUUUGCUUACGGCACCUCGGGUCCCGUGCAUGUAACGGACCAGGUCACGCAGGCGACGUCGGCAGAGUACUCGCUGCCCGGCCCGUGCCCGUCGGGCAGGUGCUCUGGGAGCGCGGAGGUGCCCGGUGGCGCCUGCAUCGUGGUGACAGGAGAUCUCCCGACUGCACCUACCACGCCGAGGAGGCGGGCUCCGUGCGCGUCGACGAGCUCACGGGCAUAACGGACCCCGCGCCCUUCCUCCGAGGCACCAAACGGAUGUACGACCCCGAGACGGACGCCGGCACAGGCUGCAGCUUCUGGGACGGAAGGCAGUGUGCGUCUCGCGCGUCGAAGGUCAAGGCUAUCUUCAAGACGAAGUACGAGCACCUUCCGGACCUAUUGGGAUUGCGAUUCCCUCGCCCCGCCCCCGUGCGACGCGGGCGCGGAGCUGCAGGGCGAGUUCCAGCGCCUCACGGGACCAGGGGCCGCAACCCCAGAGCCGACGCAGCUGCAGCGCCUGCUGCCCGUCGUGAAGCCCUACACCUGCUCCAGCAACUUCCAGGGUCUGCCCAUGGCGGCCUCGGCGCAGAAGGGUCUCACGUUGGACGACACCACCUUCCUGAACUGCUCGCACCUUCUCCCGCAGCAGUGGCCUCACACGGGUGAGACCGUGCAGGCCCUGCGGCUGUUCAAGUCCUGGGACCCAGCUUGGGACGACAGGGACCGCGAGAACGCGUGGAGCAACAUCGUGGAUUACGUGAACUCAAACAACGCUAAGG